Zasmidium cellare ATCC 36951 is the source of this 837-nucleotide messenger RNA. RefSeq lists its product as uncharacterized. The transcript is spliced from 2 exons. The coding region runs from base 1 to 837 and encodes 278 amino acids. NCBI's taxonomy places the organism in Eukaryota, Fungi, Ascomycota, Dothideomycetes, Mycosphaerellales, Mycosphaerellaceae. The record is from RefSeq and is a predicted model, not a curated record.
AUGGUCGGCACCAAGAUCUUGACUUUCGGCGCUCUCGCCACACUCGUUUGCGCCAGAGUCGCUCCUCCAUCGAAUGGGCAAUACAGCAACGUCGUACAUGCUCGACAGAGCGACGACGAUGACGAUGACGAUAACAACAACAAUUCCAGCUCCCAAACGAGCGCAGCUUGCAACGCCGUCAUCGACGCCACUCGCAGCAACUCUAACUACUGCUCCGACGCCAACAUCAUCAACCAGCUCAACACCUGUCUCGCAACAUUCUCAGGCGACGACGACGAAGACUGGGAAGAGACCUACGACGACGUGCUGGAGGGCAUUGGAAGGGCUUGCGGACAGACCGCCCGGCCAGGAUCCACUUUGACGGUGUCGGGUUCGACUGGGGCGUCGACGACAAAUGGCGCUACCUCGACCCCUACUCCUACUGCUACUGGAGUUGGCAACAACAACAACAACGAUGACGAUGAUGAUGAUGAUGACAAUAAUAACAAUAAUGGCAAUGCUACGAGGACGACGUUCAGUUCUACGACGACGGUUAGCACUGGGGCGCCUACUGGGACUGGCAAUAACAACAACAACAAUGAUGACGAUGACGACGACGAUGGAAACAAUAACAACAACAAUAAUACAUCGCGCACGUCUGGCACUUCAACGCCGACUACGAGCGUCACUACGACUGUUGGUGGCGCCACUGUGACGCCUACAUCCAAUUCUCAGGCCAAUAACAACGGCGACGAUGAUGGCAAUAAUAACAGUGUGGGAAGCACCAAUGCCGGCAGUGUGCUCAAUGCUGGUAUUGGGGCUGCUUUGGUUGCCGUGGUGUUUGCGUUGGGGAUGUAA